This is a messenger RNA of Rotaria socialis, 2004 nucleotides long. NCBI's taxonomy places the organism in Eukaryota, Metazoa, Rotifera, Eurotatoria, Philodinida, Philodinidae. The record is from the annotation of a GenBank genome assembly.
AUGUCACCAACCAAAUCGUAUUCCGUUGAAAAGCGGAUUACUCGUUCUGUCGCGAGAAUUAUUCUAAACAGUAAAUCGGAUCAAAAAUCUUCGACGUUCAUUGAAAUUGAUAAUAAAUUAAAUAAUGAUGUUAAUGAUAAUAGAAGAAAAAAAAUGAAGAAGAAGGAAAAAGUUGUGCCAGCAGCAAAUGUAUUCAACUCAGGGCUGACUCAAUCAGAACUUUUAUCGGGUGUUAAAGAUAAUGAUGUCAAACCAUCUUCUCCUUCUUCACCCUCCUGUCUUUCAUCAAUUUCCGAUCAUUCACGUUCUGUGGUCACAUCAUCAGCAGCAUCAUUCUCAAAUACCAGUCCAGUAAGAUCGAAUAUACUUAGUAAUAUAUCUAACACCUAUAAUUUACAUGAUAAUGGAAAAAAUGAUGAUGUUGAAGAAGAACAUGGUAAUAAUAAGAAGCAGGAGAAAGAUGAUGAUGACAAGCGUUAUGAAGAAACUUAUUCAAUAGCUGUUGGCCCUAUUACUUGGGGUAAAACUAAAUUAGGUGGAGAUAUGUUAUUUAUGGAAGAAAGUAUUUAUUUGUUUCAAUCCAAAUCAGACAAACUCAUGAAAAAAUUAUGGAGAUGCCAACGUCGUGACAAAAAGUGCCGCGCAGUGGUGUACACUGAUUCAACAAGCGCUAGUUAUCUUGGUAAUAAUGGCAUCGAUCAUAAUCAUCCAACAGAUUUGUUAUUGGUGAAGAAACAUCAUCUAAUUAAUGAUUUGAAACGAAAAGUCGAAGAUCUCACUGUUAAUGUUCCUGCUGCAGUGGAUCAAGGAAUUGCCAAUCUGGGACUGGAUAACGAAGCUAUGGUCAAUUUCCCUCUUCCGAAAGCAGUUGUGCGAACCAUUUAUCGACAUCGUGCAAAUAUGUUUCCACCUUUGCCAAACGAUCAAACAUUUGAAAUACCAAAACAAUUUUCUCAAACAAAAAGACGUGAAUCAAUUAUUAUAUAUGAUGGCUAUAAGAAAAAGUACGAUGGAAGAUUGUUAUUAUUUUCAACUAAUGAGUUAUUGCAACAGUUAUGUGAAACAGAAUUAAUUCUAGUUGAUGGAACAUUUGCAAGUGCACCAAUUGGCUUUGAACAAUUAGUUAUUAUUAUGGGGAACAUCAAUGGUGAAGGGGUUCCAUUGGUUUGGGCACUAACUAGUAACAGAAAGCAGCAAACUUAUGAUAAAAUUUGGUCUGAAAUAAUUAAUUGGUCAUUGAAGAAAGAAUCACGAAUGAAAGUGAAACGAUUCAUUCUUGAUUUUGAGGCAGCUCAACGUAACUCAAUUGAACGACAUUUUGUAGGAGCGGAAAUUACUGGAUGCUGGUUCCAUUUUUGCCAGUGUUUGUAUAGAAAUAUUGGACAACUUGGUUUAAUACCCAGUUAUAAAGAUGAUGCAGCGAUUAGAACAUGGCUUAGAUCAUUUAUGGCUUUACCACUUGUUGAUAAUGAUAUUUUGCCAUAUGCAAUUGAAUAUUUACAAAGACAUAUUCCAACUGGUUCAGAUCAAUGUUGCGAAUUUCUUCGUUACUUCGAAUCUCAAUGGCUUCUAUCUGUUCCAAGACAAUAUUGGCAUGUGGGAAAUUUAAUUCCAAGAAGCAACAACUGGAUUGAAGGAUAUAAUAAUCGUAUUGGAAAUCGAUUUGGUAAUCGUCCUAAUAUAUGGUUAUUUCUGUAUCGUUUACUAAUUGAAGAACAAAUAAUUGAACAACGCGUACAACAACUUGUCUUUGGUAAAAUUCAAACGAAUGGCAGUGCACUUGCUCCAGAAAAUGAUACAAUAAGUCGAUCAAUAUCAAAUUUGAAUAAGAAAUAUAUCGAUGGAGACUUAGACAUUGAAAAAUAUUUGAAGGCGUGCACAUUUUUGAUUGGUAAUGCUGAUGUUGGUAGUGCCAACGCGAACAAAAUGGUUUCAUCAACAGCAGCUACAGUAUGUCCAACAACAACGCCACCAAAGAAGAAGAAACCUGCAGCUAAAACAUAG